Myodes glareolus (Bank vole) is the source of this 4888-nucleotide messenger RNA. The record is from RefSeq and is a predicted model, not a curated record. NCBI's taxonomy places the organism in Eukaryota, Metazoa, Chordata, Mammalia, Rodentia, Cricetidae.
ACCGGGGAUCCCCUUUAUAAUCAAGUCUCUUGUAAACCCUAAAAUGAUUCCCUAAGGUUUUUAAUUUUUAACCCCAGCCAGUUUGAAGCAUUUUUGCAGGUUACUCCUGCUGCCAACGUCAAGACCAAACAACAAAGCACUCCCAGGACAACAACGAAAGCACCUGUGCCAGUUCCUGGGACUUCACCAUUGGUAACAGCUCCCUGGAUCAGGGAACCUGCCGACUCUUCUGGAUCAAGAACAUCUGCCAACUAACCUCUGGUUUCACCUGCUAUUGUGUCUCAUUCCAUGGCUAGCCCGAUUUCAUAGGGCCAGUAAUAACAAUGUUUUUUUCUCCUAGACACCUGCCUCCUUACCUCCCUCAAGAAACAGAAGCCUGGCAUCUCCAGGAAGAUAGGGAACAGGAUGCCUUUCCAGUCACACCUCCAGCUGAGCAUGAACCAAUCAACUUUCAGCUUUCCCCUCUCCUACAGAGUCCCAUGCCCAUAGGAAGUAGUAAAACUUAAGUCUACGCCCUUUCUCCAAACAGAGCUGAAAAUGUUGGUCAUCAUUAUCACCUCAACUUUCUGUCACCCCUAUAUCCAAAGAAUCUGGAAUGUUAAGUCGGGAGCUUAACGCAGCCCCUGGUAUCCAUACCAGACCUCUGGCCUGGGAAUUGCAUUGGUCAGGACUCCAAAUCCCAGCAUGCCAGGUCCUAAUGCCUCGGAGGAGGAGGGUCAGUACCACUCCCACAAGGUACUUAAGUGGGCUGGCAGAGUAGGAACAUGUGGUUUCAGGUUUUCAUGUGCUCCCCACUUUCCUGUCUCCCCAGCCAUGCUCUAGGCCACCCAAGAGUGCUGUAUUUAAUAAAACAUGGACAUUUAUAAUUCGGUUUAAUCUGACUUAAUUGGAUUUCUUUGCUAUGGUAGAGUAGCUCAUCUUAGAGGGUGGCACCUAAUGAGUAGCUUGUCUGGGGUGUCCCCUGGAUCAUAGCUGCUGAGCAGGUGUGACUCCACUUGCUCUACUCGGGCUGGAAACAUUGGCCCCGCGCUUGUCUCUGUCUGUGACUCAAAAGCACAGCUGGGGACUGGACACACUGCUAAUAACAGCUGUGUCCAUCUAACUCAACCAGAAUUAGUUCUUCCAUAAGUGGGGAGAUAUCUGCCUCUGCCCAAAGUCACUCUCAAAAGGACUAACUCCCCAUUUUAUAAAGUCAUUUAGCUAUUGGCCUGGGUCACAGGUUCAUCAGCCUGUGGCUGAACUAGCAUCCAGGUUGGAAUCUGGCUGCUUUCUCCUCUGCCUCAGAAAUCAGCACAAGAGACUGUAGGACACCCACAGAUGGCUUCUCUGAGGGGUUCAGUUACUUCCAGACAGCCUGAUGUGUGACUAGGGCACCUCAGAGGGAAGGUGGCUGUUCUGGGUGCCCUCUGGGAAAUGGAGGAAUUGAGGAUGUGAAUGGAGAGAGCAGAGAACCCAGAGUCCUCCCAUCCUGUGUCAUGGCCACCCUGGAGUUGUCCUUUACGUAUUGCCACAUGAACAGAUGGUGGCAAAUGUGGAUGUGUGAGAUACAAGGAGUCCAGAGACUGCACCAUGAAUCUCUUAGUAUGUAUGUCUGUGCCAGGUUCCACGGUGGAACCUGAGGUUCAGAAAUGAGUGCCCUGCUCCAGAUUCUAGAAGGAAGUGAAUCAGUGGGUGUCCAGCCUGCACCUCCUGGCCUUAGCUAGCCUCUCUUCAGUCUGUGGGGCUGCAGAAGGAGGUUAUACGAUGUUUUGCAUGCAGAGUGGGAAAGAGUGCCAGACUGCGAAUCCAGAGAGCAAAGUGCACAAUCCUGUAAACAGUGCCAUAGGCUGUGUGUUUGAAAGAUCAAAGGGCAAAGCCAAGGGAGGAGCAAACUAUGUGUCCAUACAAGCAGAAAAUAUUCUAGAAAGUUUUAAAUCAUUACAAAUCACAUUUCCCCCAUAGUCAGAAUCAGCUGUGUGACAUCGUGCCCAGCACUUUCCCUCUAGAAUCUCUGCUUUUCUUCAGAUAAACAGAGUUAGGAUUGGGUACUGCUCUCCUUAGUAGCCGGGCACUGCUCUCCUUAGUAGCCGGAUAUCUGACACACAUGCCACAGAGACCAUGAGAAAGUGGGUACCAGGAAGAAUGAACUUGUCUCUGAUCCUGGAGAUGCUCAUAGGGAAGAAAUCAGGCCCCAAAUCCUGGAUCCCAGAUCAGUCAAUGACUCAGGGUGUAGAUGGUUAACAUAUAAACUGUUUUCACUUGAACUAAUUUAAACAACAUCCCACACACAGUGCACAUAAACACAGGCACAUACAUACUUCCCAGUCAGCCUUAACUCAACGAAGCUAUGUUUCAAACUUUGUACCAUAAAUUUCCAAAAGUGUUUAUUUCCUAACACUUAAUUUCUGUGUCUUGGUGGCAGUGCACUCCCGUGGGUUUGUGGACUCUGGUUGAGUGGUGUGAUGGCUAGUCUUGGUUGUCAACUUGACUACAUCUGGAAUUAAAUUAAAACUCAAAUGUAGGACACAACUGUGAGGGGAUUUUUCUGAAUUUGAAGUGGUGAGGCUCCCUUCUAAGUCAGAUUUAAAGUAGGAUGCCGUGUCUUUAAUACAGAUAUAUUGAGGAAGUAAGUCCUGACUCUAAUCUAAGCCACACCUUCUGCUGAAAGCCUAUAUAAGGCCAUGGAAGAAGGAAGUUGUUGAUCUUUGCCUCCUUGGUUUCGCCUCAUUAACAAGUCCAAUCCUUCAUUGCAUUACAGCCUCCUUCUUCAGGAUUCCGGCGUAUAGUGAAGACGAGCCAAGACAUCCAGCCUUGUGGACUGAGCAGCAUCUGGAGUCUUCAGCCUUCCAUUCGUAGGCAGCCACUGUUGGACAAGCUGAGCCACAGCCUGCUGUUAUUUCCUCCUGUAGCCUGGACACCCGGUGAGCUGUAAGGAAAGCUGUCAGGAUCCCCUGAGCGACACCAAGACCACAGCUGUCAUGGGCUCCCCAGAGAGAAAUGAGUUCGUUGAGUCUAUGGUUGGGUACCUCCUGGACACAAUGAACAUAGAGGUCCUGCAGUUCGUGCUGAGUGAAGAGGAAGCCUGGAAACAGUUUGUGGAAGAAGCUGGUUUGUCCAGGGAAGAGGAAGUUGUCUUGCGUGAAGCUCUUGCUGAGAUCGUUCCAGAUCCUGAUGUACAAGAUGAAGAGGACAAGAUGGAGAGUGACGAGGAAGAUGCCUCACGUGAAGCUCAUGGUGAGACCACAGUGGAUAGUGAUGUAGAUGAUGAAGAUGAUAUCCAAAACGCCCUGCAGGAGAAGAAAAGGUUUUUGGAAGUUUAUCCUCAGGUGAAACGGGAGCUUGAGGAGAGCAUCAGGAAGCUCCACACCCUUGCAGACAAGAUUGACAAGGUGCACAGGGACUGCACCAUCACACAAAUGGUGGCCAAGUCCACCGGUGCUGUGUCUGGGGUCAUGGCGAUCCUUGGUUUAGCUCUGGCACCUGUGACAGCAGGGAUCAGUCUGGGACUUUCAGCCACAGGCUUGGGGCUUGGGGCAGCAGCAGCUGUGACAAGUGUUUCCACAACCAUUGUGGAAGCCGUAAGCACGGCGUCGGUGAAAGCUGAAGCCAGCGAGCUUCUACCAAGGAACAACGACACUGACAGUGACAUUAAAAGCAACAACACUGAGAAGAUCAUUAAAGAAGCUGUGGAGAAGAGCACCCCCAGGAUGCUUUCUGUAUCUAAGAAUUCUUUCCGGAACCUAGAAGUCAUGAAGAAAAACAUUGAUGCCAUCAAGCUGACCAAAGCCAGCCCUCGCCUGACAAAUAAUGCCAAGCGUCUAAUGACCACAGGGAAGGUGUCCGCCCGAAGCACUAGACAGGUGAAGAAAGCCUUUGGAGGCACUGCUCUGGCAAUGACCAAAGGAGCCCGGAUCAUGGGUGCGGCCACUGCAGGUCUCUCCCUUGUGCUAGAUGUGGUCAGCCUCAUAGAAGACUCAAUUCAUUUGCAGGAGGGUGCAAAGGCAGAGUCUGCUGAAAAGCUGCGGCAGCAGGCUCAGGACCUGGAGCAGAAGUUGCAGGAGCUAAUCCGGGUGCAUGACAGCCUGACUCAGUGACCUCUUCCUCAGUGCAGCUCAGAGGACUGGGGGUGGGGUGUGCUGGACAGAGCCAUGGAUUCCUGAAUGUAUCCUCUUUAUACCAAUGCCGGAUGGUGGUAGUGCCUGCUAGAGGAGAGGCCACAUUAAGAGAAAGGAAACCAGAACACAGAACACAGAUGGGACAGGCUUGUUACCUCCUACUAGACUCUGCCUUCCUCUUAGAUCUACCAACCUCCAACAUCCCACAUAAGGACCAUGGUCCCAAGCUGGGAAGAACAUCGAAGGCCUGACUAAGCCACAGCAUGGCUGCCUCCCAGUCACACCCGCCACACUGCUCCUAACAGAGGCUCACCAUCCUCAAUCCACCGAGCUGUCAACUCUCCCACUGCUUUCUGAUUGCUUGCAUCAGACUUCUCCUCCUUCCUAGUUCUGCCUAAUUCUGUGUUUUCCAAAUAUUUCCAUAUCUUAAAAUCAAACUUUGGAUAUGAAUCCCAUUUCUUUGUUCAUGGUUUGGUCACAUGGAGUGAUGGGUUGAUGGGCACCUUUGAUGAAAUACUCAGAGGGGAGAGAGGAAGGGAUGCUGCAGGCAUCAUCUGCACGGUCAUCACAGGUUCUUGGUUUUAUGUGCCAGCCAUGGACACUACAAGGAAGGAGGGGUGACGGGAUGUGGCUGGUGAGUUCUGCUCUCUGCAAGCAGACUCUUGAAGAAAUCACAAGGCUUAAUUCCUACUGAAGUUUCAAAUCUGCUGCUGUAAUUGAAUGAGAUCUGCUGAGAUGCACAUGAAGGCUCCACAUGGUCCAUAGUAUUUGAAGAAUAAAUUUAUAAACACUGA